AUGUAACAUAUCAAAAAAUAGUCUUCAUUUUUAUCUAAAAAAUCCUAGUUUUUAUUAUUAAAUUUUGGGAUAGAAUUAUUAAAAAUAUAAUUUUCUAAAUUAAUAUUGAGAAUAAUUAUAUCAUUAAAUAAAUAUUUUAUUGAUUUCAUAUAUUUUAAUACCUCUUUAAUUAGUUUUAAAUAUUAAACUUAAAUCCCACACAUUUUUUACUAGGAAUUCAUUAAUUUUCAAUCAUAUUAAAUUUAAAAAAAAACAAGAAUGAUAUAAUAGAAAAAAUAUUUUAAUAAUAUGAAAGAUCUUUUGAUUUCUGAGCUUCCAUCUCUUACUGACAUCAGUAUUGAUCUAAGGAAAAACAAAAUUUAUUUCUCUUAACGUUUGCAUUCACCUCUUUCAAAAUGUACUAAUCUCACAAGUUUAUCUCUCAAUUUAGAUGAUAAUGAUAUUGUUGAUAAAGAAGCCAAGAAUUUAGGAAUUAUCUUAAAUAAUUGCAGUAAUCUUACGAAUUUAAUUCUUAGCCUCAAGAGUAAUCAAAUAACAAAAAAAGGUUUAUCGUGCUUAAUUUAAUCAUUAGCAAAAUGUAGUAAUCUGACUAGCUUAAAACUUUACCUCUAAAAGAAUUAAAUUAGCGGAUUCUCUAUAGAAGGUCUAAAUUCUGAUUUAGAUUUUAUGAAUCUUUCAACGCUAACAAUUAGCCUCUUUUAAAAUCAAAUUGGUGAUAGCGAAAUAUCAAGUUUAGGUUCUUUUUUAGUAAAAUGUGCCAAAUUAUAAAAUUUAACACUAGAUAUUCAUACAGAUUAAAAUAUUCCUUCUAUUCAGUAAACUGGUGCUUAAUUGUUAGGCUCUUGCAUAGAAAAUUGCACUAACCUCUAAAGUCUUUCAAUCAAUUUCAAAAAUAACUUAAUAGGUCAAGAAGGUGGCUUAUAUUUUGGAAAUAGUUUAGCAAAAUGUACUAAACUCUAAAAUUUAUCACUAGAUUUUACAUUUAAUAAAAUUGGUGCCAAGGGUGCAUCAGGUCUCAGUUGUGCUUUAUAGAAACUGUCAAAUCUUGAAUAUUUAACUCUAAUCCUCAAGAGUAAUAGUAUAAAUAAAUACAGUAUCUAAUCUUUAUGCUCUGGUUUUUCAAACUGCUCAAAACUCUUGAGUUUGUCACUCAGUCUUGAUUCAAAUGACAUAUGUGAUAAAGGUGUAUUUACUUUAGGUCUUGCUUUAGAAAAUUUAACUAAACUGUAAUAUCUAAGCUUAAACCUUAGUUCUUGUGAGAUUGAAGGUAUAGGUUUUGUAUACUUAGGUAAUAGUAUAAAAAAAUGUGGUUCUAACCUACUUUAGUUGUCACUUAAUUUUUCCAAAUGUAAAAUUGAUGAAUAAGCUUAACUAAGUUUAAAUUCUGCCAUAGCCAACUGUAAUAAACUCUUCUCUUUGACACUCAUCAUUUACAAUUUUAAAAGUUAAAAUGUUCAGAUAUUAGAUUUGGUCUCUGUAAUGGAAAGCUGCAUUUUUCUUAAAAACUUAACCUUGCAAAUUAGUGUACCAUUUCAGAUUUUCAGGCUUGUGAAAAAAAAGGUAUUAAAGCUAAAGAGAUUAAUAAAUAGAAAUCUGUAUAAUAAAGAUUGA
Molecule: messenger RNA, 1611 nt
Organism: Tetrahymena thermophila SB210
Lineage: Eukaryota; Ciliophora; Oligohymenophorea; Hymenostomatida; Tetrahymenidae
Exons: 16
Biological process (GO): activation of GTPase activity; nucleocytoplasmic transport
Cellular component (GO): perinuclear region of cytoplasm; nucleus; cytosol
Molecular function (GO): small GTPase binding; GTPase activator activity
Source: RefSeq, a predicted model, not a curated record